AACGUGCAGGCAGGAGGAAGCUGCGAGGGCGCCGCAGGGAGGGACAGAAGCACAGCAACACGACCGCGGGGCGGGCUGCUGGGGUGGUCGGACACCGGUUAUCUGUCGACCAGAGGCGGCUGGCUCUCUCUCCCGGAGCUCGGUGUCGGAGAGUGAAUGAGGUUGAUGCUGCUCUGCUGCACCUGGAAGGACGAACGCAUGGGAGAGGAGGAAGCUGGAGGAAGUUUGCCCGUCUGUGCGGGAUGCAAACAGAGGAUCUACGAUGAGCAGUACCUCCAGGCCCUCAGUGCUGACUGGCACACUGUCUGCUUCAGGUGUUGUGAGUGCAGCGCCUCGCUGUCCCACUGGUAUUAUGAAAAGGAUGGAAGGCUUUUCUGCAAGAAGGACUAUUGGGCCAAAUUUGGGGAGCUGUGCCAUGGCUGCAAUGACCCGAUCACCACCGGCCUCAUCAUGGUCGCAGGUGAACAGAAAUAUCACCCAGAAUGCUUCACCUGUCUCAACUGCAGGGCAUUCAUCGGUGAUGGAGACACGUACGCUCUGGUGGAGAGAUCCAAACUCUACUGCGGUCACUGUUACUACCAGACCAUCGUCACCCCGGUGUCGCUGCCGGACUCGCCGUGCUCACGGAUCCCACACACGGUCACACUUGUGUCCAUCCCAGCCUCUGCCGAGGGCAACAACGGACGCAGAGGGCGAGGUUUCUCUGUGGCCAUCGACCAGCCGCUCAGCCCGACCAAUGGCUACAGCCCUGAACACGGACCUACUGUCAGAGUCUCCCAGGUGGACGCAGACUGCAUUAGUCCAGAUGUGAAAAACUCAAUUCAUAUUGGAGAUAGGAUCCUUGAAAUCAACGGGACGCCCAUUCACCAUGUCCCUCUGGAUGAGAUCGACCUGCUGAUCCAGGAGACGAGCCGGCUGCUGCAGCUCACCAUCGAACACGACCCUCACAGUCAGGGGCAGGAGGGAGGCUCCUCAGAGGCUGAAGUGGACGGCCCCCUGUCCACCCCUCUGUCAGAGGGCCCCAGCCCCAUCCUGCCCAUCACACAGCCACCCAACCAUGACACAAACAGCCUGAGAUCCCGCAUCAUCACGAGGAGCUGCAGCAUUGAUAAGUCACCAGGCUCCAGCAACGCAGCAACCCCCAUCUCCCAUAGGAAGGACAUCAAUCGAUCAGAGUCGCUCCGCGUUGUGUCCAAUCAGACGCACCGCAUCUUCCGCCCAUCUGACCUCAUCCAUGGAGAGGUGCUGGGGAAGGGCUGCUUUGGACAGGCCAUCAAGGUGACCCACAAGGAGACAGGGGAGGUGAUGGUGAUGAAGGAGUUGAUUCGCUUUGAUGACGAGACACAGAGAACAUUCCUGAAAGAGGUGAAGGUCAUGCGUUGCCUGGAUCACCCCAACGUGCUCAAGUUCAUUGGAGUCCUCUACAAGGACAAGAGACUCAACUUCAUUGCAGAGUACAUAAAGGGAGGCACCUUGAGGGAAAUCAUUAAGAAAAUGGACAGCAACUAUCCCUGGAACCAGCGGGUCAGUUUUGCCAAGGACAUAGCUGCUGGGAUGACAUAUCUGCAUUCCAUGAACAUAAUCCACCGGGACCUAAACUCAUACAACUGUCUAGUCCGAGAGAACAACACAGUGGUGGUGGCAGACUUCGGGCUGGCUCGGCUCAUGGUGGACGACAAGCACGAUGACAAGUUGUCGCAGGGCAAACUGCCCAGCCUGAAGAAGCAUGACCGCAGAAAGAGAUACACCGUGGUGGGAAACCCCUACUGGAUGGCUCCUGAGAUGAUCCACGGGAAGAGCUACGAUGAGAAAGUAGACAUCUUUUCCUUUGGUAUCAUGCUCUGCGAGAUAAUUGGCAGGGUAAACGCAGACCCAGACUACCUCCCCAGGGCGAUGGACUUUGGACUGAAUGUGUCCGGCUUUCUGGAGCACUUCUGUCCCCCUGAUUGUCCCCCCGCCUUUUUCCCCAUGGCUGCUGUCUGCUGUGACCUUGAUGCAGACAAACGGCCUGCUUUCUCCACACUGGAGGAGUGGCUGGAGAACCUGAAGAUGCACUUGGACAUUGGUCUACCGCUGGUGUCUGAAGUGGACCAGCUGCACAAGGCCUUCUGGGAGAACCACAGCAUCCCUCGCCCUGAAAACGGCCUGCACACCCACCCUGAACAGCCGGAGUAAGGCUUAACACAACUGGAGGAGUGGGAAGUUAGAAUAAACCCCACACGGGCAGCGAACGCCUGUCUUGGGCAGAGCAGUGGCCGGAGGAGUCGUGUAAAUACUCCUCCAUGUCUGAAGCUGCGGGCGCAGGCUGGCUCAGGCUUAAUGAGUAGACUCAGGGGGAAAACGUGGAUCUAAAAAAGCCACCUGUGCUAGAAGCACACACACACACACACACACACACACAAACACACACACACACACACACACACACACACACACACACACACACACACACACACACACAUUCAAAGUCAAAUCAAGAGACAUUAACUAUGAUAGCUUGAUUCUGCUGCACCCGAAGCUAAAGUGUCAUAUGCAAUCAGACCUAACUUUCAAAUCACGACUCAUCUCUUGAAUCAUGUAGAUUUAACAUUAGUGGUCGUACAAUUCAAGAAGACUUACUGUACUUACUGUAAUGUGUAUAUUCAUGUGGACAAAGUAGUCCAAAAAUCACGGCAAAAGGCCUCCUCACUUUGGGCCUCUACAGAGUACAUUGUGCAGUAUUUGUUUGCAGGUGUUUCUGCGUGAGUUUGGUUUGAUUUUGAUUUUGGUUUGGAUAUCAAAACUGAACUCGUGAAAAAUGCAAAGGAGAGGGGCCCGUCUGUCGCUUAAGACAUAAAGGUUGAGAUCAACUUGCUGUCCACUUGUACAAGUCAAACAAAACCUUUUAAGCUUUAAAUAGUUCACUGAGGAGUGCAUGAGUGUAAAUAAUGCUGUCCUGGUUCAUCGUGUCCCUCUGACCUCAUUUGGUCAUUAACUACAAGACCUACAUGUGUCUGGGCCCCUCACCCUCAUUUAUUGUGUAGCACAGACCAUAGGCGCCAAUUCCGUGGGUGCUCCAGAGCUUGAGCUCCCACGGUAAAUACUGAGCACCCACGUGUGCCAGACUGCCAGUAGGCUACAUUCAUUUAAAAUUAAACAUUGCAGUUGGCGCUAAGUGGAGCGUCUGUCAUAGUGUGAUUGGUUAUGUCACUGACAGUCCCCUGCUCCAUAUCCUAUCCACCAAUCACAGCAUCUCUCCGAAGAAAUCGCCUCUUUAGUGACCGCCUCUCCAUCCCGUAUACAGUACAUGCAUGUGCAUUAGGUAAUCAGAGUGAGACUAAAAUGGACAGAUUUGUUAUUAAAAAAGCAUAACCUAAUGAUGCAAGUGCAUCUACAUCCACCACCAGGGCAGACAGGUGGCAUUGAUUCUUAAUUUCCCACAAAGCUGAUCCUUAGUUGAAAGAUUAUUAUCGAGUUAAUAGGCGUGUGUGUUCGUGUCGGCCGCUGUCCAUUUCCUAAGGUUCUGAAAUUCAAACAUUUUUUGACUAGUUUUUGUUUUUAAAUGGCGUGCGCCCGUGAGCACCCACGGAGGAAAACAUAAAUCGGUGCCUGUGGCACUGACCUAACAUUAAGAAACACAUCUUUUGCAUAGAUUUGGUACGUUUUCUUCGAAUUUAAAGAGCUGUUAGCGUAUCUCAUUCAUAUUGACGUGGCAUCUUAUCCAUUCAAACACAUGCCAGUGUACAUAGCUGGCGACAUUGUAAAUGUUUUAAAUAUUGUAAAUGUACAGACAUAUUUUAUAUACGUACGCUACAUUGCCAUAUUUUUAUUGGCUGAAAAGUUGAAAUUAAGGAGAGUUCAAGUUUGACAGCAGUCAAUAGGGCACAGCUGAAAGCUUUAUUGUUUUUUGUUUUUUCUACAUUGUCACAACUGUGGCCGAGGUUAGGGGCUUUUAGCAUUUGAGAUAAUCUUAUCACCACAAAAUAUCCCUUACUCUCAGUUCAAACUCAGUAAAUGUUACAUUAUGUCAUUUCCCCUAUCCAAAAAGUGUUUGUAAACAUUUGAUCGGUCAUCUUGGAGUUUUCGUGCGCCCAUACAGGUGUGCUGGAGUAAACUUAAUUGUAAUACUGGAUAUCUAUUCAUGUUAAACUUGUUAAACUAAAUCUGCAUAUUAUGAUCAACUCUAAUUACGUAUGAUUUGAGAAUUUUAGGGGAAUCAAUCUGUUGUUAAUUAUUUACUCUUAUCUCAUGUACUGUACAGUAGUACUGCUUCAUCAUGUCAGCUGUCUGUCCACAUAUUUGUCUCACCUAGUGUGGAUGACCUACUGUUUGUUUACAUGUAAAUGCUAGAUGUAAAUAUCACUGUAUAUAUGCAUCUGUCCUGGCAUCUGUCUGCGUGCAUUGCAUAAAUAUGGGCACUCCUCAGAAAUCAUCUCUUCCACUGUCAGAUAUCUCUCUUGCACCUUCUAACAUUUUCUGUCUCUAAUUUAAAAAUCUUUUUAUUUUAUUUUUAUUUCCUUCUGUUGUUUUCAUGAUCUGCAUGAUGUACUAGGUAGGUCAGCUUCUAAACUGAGCUAUUAUUUUGCCUCUAAAUUAUGUAAUUUUAAAUAAGAAAACAAAACAAAAGACAGAGAAAGUCAAGCAAAAAAUUCAAUGAGAAAAAACGCACCAUCUGUUUUUUGUUUUUUUUAAAUAUAUAUAUAUAUAUAACCACUGAUAUCUUUUUGUAUAGAUUUGAGUACUUUAAUUUGCACUAUAUUACCAAAUGGCUGGUUAAAGCCAUGUUUGUUAAUUUCCUCUCUUGGGCUACUUGUGAUAAGGAAAUAAAAUAUGUCGGUUCAGGUUGAUAUAUGAAUGCAAGCCACUGAUGGAGCCUUUCAACUGUAAAAAUGGGACCUGGGAUAUUCUUCCUCUUGAUAGCAAACAGUUUCUGUGCAUGGUUCAACUUUUAAAUACAGUUUUGGCAGGACCCAAGUAUCCCUCAGUAUCUUAAAGUCAUGUAUCUAUAGAAAGAAUGAACAUUUUGCUUUUUAAGCUUAGGCAGAAGUCUGCAGAAUGUCUUUGCUACCAAGAGGAUGUGAUGCCCCAGCUCUGCCUGCUGCCUACAGACUGUUCCUUUAUGAAUGAUGUUCUGAGUUGUUUCUGACUGCUUGGUUUCGUAUGUGAUGCCCACAGAGACUGCAACCACUGCUGGUCUUUCUGAUAAUAGAGCACUUAAACUGGCCUGUCUCACCUCCUCAUCACCCGCUUUUGGCUCAGGGCCGUACUUUUCUGGAGCUUACUUCACAAUUCAGUUCAUUCAGCAGCUUAAUAGGAAAGCAGCAUUCAACAGUAACAGUGAGACUUGUUAGAGAGCAUGUAACCUUCUGUCAAUGUAUAGGCUGAUAACACAAAAUAUGCUUCUGUAAAACCAGCCCCUCUUGGUUGAUGUGUUUGUCCGCGGGCAUGUACUGUACAUGAGUGGCUUUGCCAUGUUUCCGUCUCCAUUCCGGUCUGAGCCAUGUUGAGCAUGUCAGGUGUGUGUGAGGACGUGUUGAGGAUCAAUGAGAAUGUUGCCGCAGCACUUCUCUGCAAAGGAUCGUUACCUCUGAACAAUGCUGUGCCUUUGUUGUAAGCUAGCCUUGCCAACGACUCGAAAACGUGAACUGAUUUCCUUUUUUAUGUAUCAUAAGUGCAAGCCUGUGGAUUGAAUAUCAUUGCUGAUACUAUGAUGUAUGAGGUUUCAUCUUGUUUUGUAUCAUAUUUAUAUUUUCCAAAUUUCCAUUGUUAGUUUUGAUAUUUUAAUAUUAUAUUUCUUUUCUUUUUUUGGUCUUAUUUAAUUUUUUUAAACAAGCUGUGAAAACAAUUCUGCACUUUAAUCCUGAACGUGAACAUUUAGACUCUGAGGAGGCGACUGUUUUUUUUUUCUCCUUUUGUCACAGCUAAAAAUAAAACUGUUGCUUCUAAAACAAUGA
Messenger RNA from Perca flavescens (yellow perch), 5933 nucleotides. It is a transcript of the gene limk1a, whose product is annotated as LIM domain kinase 1a. The transcript has 16 exons. Gene Ontology annotation, biological process: positive regulation of stress fiber assembly; actin cytoskeleton organization; protein phosphorylation. The record is from RefSeq and is a predicted model, not a curated record. Gene Ontology annotation, molecular function: protein serine/threonine kinase activity; ATP binding; protein binding. Lineage: Eukaryota; Metazoa; Chordata; Actinopteri; Perciformes; Percidae. Bases 157 to 2175 code for a protein of 672 amino acids. Gene Ontology annotation, cellular component: nucleus; neuron projection; cytoplasm.